CGGCAUCUCUCUUCUCCGCUCAGCCCGGUCGUGUCCAACAGCAACAGCAGCCUUAACAACUCGCGCCCCCCGCUCCCCUCAUCGCUCCUCGCCGGACGACUUGCCCACCCUCGAACGCUUCUCGAUGUCUUUCAUCACUCGUAUGGCUCCCCGCAUGGCAAACUCGACUGCCUCUGCCCGCCUGGCUGCCGCCAAGCGCCACCUGAGCUCGUCGACGCCCGCCAUGGCCGUCAACUCUGGCGGCGCAGACGUCGGCAUCAAGCUCAACCCCGACACCGACCACAUCAAGUACGAGAGCGUCGGCAACACGCGCAUCUACAAGCUCAACCGGCCCAAGGCGCUCAACUCGCUUGACUGGGACAUGAUUGCGUCGCUGGCCAAGCAGGGCGAGACCUGGCGCCAGAGCGAGCUCUGCAAGCUCGUCAUCGGCCGCGGCGACGAGCGCGCGUUCUGCGCCGGCGGCGACGUUGUCGGCCUCGUCAAGCUCCGCCCCCAGUACGGCGCAAAGUACCCCCUCGGCUUCUUCAAGGACGAGUACCAGGUCAACUGGGAGAUUGCGCGCCUGGGCAAGCCGUACGUGUGCAUCAUCGACGGCUUCACCAUGGGCGGCGGUGCGGGCAUUUCGCUGCCUGCGCAGAUCCGUGUCGCGACCAAGAAGACCGUCUUCGCCAUGCCCGAGACCAAGAUCGGCUUCGCCCCCGACGUCGGCGGCAACUACUACAUUGCGCAGCUGGACGGCGAGAUCGGCGCCUGGCUCGCCAUGACGGGCCAGGAGGUGUGGGGCCGGGCGGUGUACGAGCUGGGCUUGGCGACGCACUACGUCGAGCCCGAGGCGAUCCCCUCGCUCGUCGAGGCGCUGAGCCAGCUCGAGAACCCGACGCUCGAGCAGCUGAGCAACAUUGUUGCCUCGUACCACGUGGCUGCGCCCGAGGGCGCCGCGCCCUCGGGCAAGGGCAGCCGCGAGGGCCCGUCGCCGAUCACGGGCGAGAUCCGUGCGUUCCUCGACAAGACGUUCGGCCUCGCCUCCAUCCAGGAGGUGUAUGGCGCGCUCGAGGCCGCGCAGGGCGACGCCGCGCUGUCGCAGGACGUCAAGGACUGGGCCAAGGCCCAGAAGGACAUCAUGGACCACCGCUCGCCGACGGGCAUGGCCGUCGCGCUCGAAAACUUCAAGCUCGCGCGCAAGGCGCAGUCGCUCAAGACGGCGCUCGAGAACGACAUGCUCAUGAGCACCGGCUUUUGCGGCACCGACCGCCCCACCCCCGAGUUCGACACGGGCGUCUCGUACCUCCUCAUCGAGAAGGGGCGUGAGCGCGCCAACUGGCAGCCCAGCGACAUCAACGACCCCCGCCUCAGCCCCGCCGAGAUCACCAAGAACUACCUCGACCCCAAGACGCCCCACCUCGCCGAGACGCCCAAGCUCGUCUUCGAGCCUGCCCCGACCUCCGAGGGCGCAGACUCCACCUGGGGCAAGUUCCGCCAGUGGGGCCUGCCCGCCGAGAGCGAGAUCCGCGCCGUCAUCAAGGGCGAGGCCGCUGGCUCGGGUGCGUUCAAGCUCAAGCCCGCCGAGGUCAUCGAGCAGGUCCUUGCCUCCCGUGGCGAGCAGGGCGGUCCCCGUGAGAAGGAGAUCGUCGCCCGCGUCAACGCCGUCAUCGCCGCUCGCACCAAGGCCGACGGCGCCGGCUACCUCGACUGGGUGGGCAAGUAAGCUUGCUUGCUUGGCCUAGCCGAGUUGUAGUAAAACAAAAUGCAUGCAUAUCUAGAGCAGCGGCAGCGGGUCUAGGUCGUCAACUCGUACAAGUAG
This is a messenger RNA of Cutaneotrichosporon oleaginosum, 1801 nucleotides long. RefSeq names its product mitochondrial 37S ribosomal protein mS47. Gene Ontology annotation, cellular component: mitochondrion. The record is from RefSeq and is a predicted model, not a curated record. Gene Ontology annotation, biological process: L-valine catabolic process. NCBI's taxonomy places the organism in Eukaryota, Fungi, Basidiomycota, Tremellomycetes, Trichosporonales, Trichosporonaceae. Gene Ontology annotation, molecular function: 3-hydroxyisobutyryl-CoA hydrolase activity.